AUGUUUCGUCAGCAUCCCGCGUGGUCUUUUCUCGGCCGGCUUCCGCGGAACAUACGAAACAACAUUCGACUGAAUUACCUGAUCUAUCUAUCUAUCUAUCUAUCUAUCUAUCUAUCUAUCUAUCUAUCUAUCUCAUCUCUCCAUUAUCUCAAUCUCUCCAUUAUCUAUCUAUCUAUCCCUAUCUAUCUAUCUAUCCAUUAUCUAUCUAUCUAUCUAUCCCAUCUAUCUAUCUAUCUAUCUAUCUAUCUAUCUAUCUAUCCCAAUCUAUCCAUUAUCUCCCAUCUAUCCAUAUCUAUCUAUCUAUCUAUCUAUCUAUCUAUCCAUCUCUCCAUUAUCUAUCUAUCUAUCUCCCAUUAUCUAUCUAUCCCAAUCUAUCUAUCCCAUCUCCAUCUAUCUAUCCCAUCUAUCUAUCUAUCUAUCUAUCUAUCUAUCUAUCAUCUAUCUAUCCCAAUCUCUCCAUUAUCUAUGUAUCUAUCCCAAUCUCUCCUUAUCUAUCUAUCUAUCUAUCUAUUCAUCUAUCUAUCUAUCUAUCUAUCUAUCUCCCAAUCUCUCCAUUAUCUAUCUAUCUAUCUAUCUAUUGUAGAGACAGAAAUACGCAUUUCAUGA
Molecule: messenger RNA, 606 nt
Organism: Acanthosepion pharaonis
Lineage: Eukaryota; Metazoa; Mollusca; Cephalopoda; Sepiida; Sepiidae
Source: the annotation of a GenBank genome assembly